Messenger RNA from Solea senegalensis (Senegalese sole), 635 nucleotides. Its product is annotated as hemoglobin subunit alpha-like. The coding region runs from base 94 to 528 and encodes 144 amino acids. The record is from RefSeq and is a predicted model, not a curated record. Lineage: Eukaryota; Metazoa; Chordata; Actinopteri; Pleuronectiformes; Soleidae. Gene Ontology annotation, molecular function: oxygen carrier activity; peroxidase activity; oxygen binding. Gene Ontology annotation, cellular component: blood microparticle; hemoglobin complex; haptoglobin-hemoglobin complex. The transcript has 3 exons. Gene Ontology annotation, biological process: hydrogen peroxide catabolic process; oxygen transport.
CACGAACCGAAACCCCCCCCACGUCCACAUCGUCUUUUGAAACUUUUUACAUUUGAGUUCAGUAACAGACACGACACGAAGGCAGCAGCAGCCAUGAGUCUCUCCGCCACCGACAAGAGCAACGUGAAGAAACUUUGGGCCAAAGUUGAGAAACAGAUCGACGAGAUUGGUGCCGAAAGUCUGGGCAGGAUGCUGGUCGCGUACCCACAGACUAAGACCUACUUCGCUACGUGGAAGGGCGAGCUGAACGUCCAGAACGAUCAAGUGAGGAAACACGGCGCGAAAAUCUUGAAUGCUGUGUCCAAGGCCGUGAAAGAGAUCGACAAUCUCACCACGGCCCUGAGCAAGCUGAGCGAGCUGCACGCGACCAAGCUGCAAGUGGAUCCUGGCAACUUCAAGCUUCUGGCCCACAAUCUGAUCCUGGUCCUGGCCAUGUACUUCCCUGCAGACUUUACUCCUGCUGUGCACCUCUCUGUUGACAAGUUCCUGGCGGCCGUCGCCUUGGCUCUGUCUGAGAAUUACCGCUAAACUGCGGCAGCAGCAGCGGCGACUGCCUCCUGCUGGUAACACAUGAAACCCACGUUGGUGCUUAGUCAAUAAAAAAAAGCACCAAUUAAAAAUAAUAAUAAAAUGAA